This is a messenger RNA of Acanthosepion pharaonis, 1284 nucleotides long. Lineage: Eukaryota; Metazoa; Mollusca; Cephalopoda; Sepiida; Sepiidae. The record is from the annotation of a GenBank genome assembly.
AUGGCCAACGUCGGAGCGCUGAGAGAAGCUGUUCGUACAUCUAAUAUUUCUUUGGUCAAGCGAUUGGUUAAAGGAGGAGUCUGUGUAGACGAAAGGUUAUGGUAUGGUCGCACAUUAUUACAGGAAUGUGUCACACUUAGUGAUGAGGAUAUGGUUAAAUCCCUCAUUGAAUAUGGUGAAGCAGAUGUGAAUACACAAAAUGAUGAUGGCAAAACAGCCUUACACAUAGCCUCCAGGGCAGGUUCUCUCAACAUUGUAUCCCUUUUGCUUGAAGCUGGAGCACGUACUGAUACACAAUGUCUUGAUGGUACAACUUCUCUGCAUUUAGCCAUGUGGAAAAAUAAAUCCCAGGUUGUGGCAAGAUUGAUAAAAGCAGGUGCAAACCCUAAUCUUCAAGACCAAGAUCACUGGACCCCACUUCACUGGGGUGUUCAGAGCUGUAAUUUGGACCUUGUUAAGCUGUUGGUUGAAAAUGGUGCUAACAUGGAUAUUGUCAAUAAGUCAUUACUGACACCUUUUACUUUGUCCGUGGAGAUUUGUUGCUUUCCCAUUGCAAAGUACAUGCUGUUCAUGGGUGCAGGUGUUCGGACAAUCAAUGAUACCAAAAAGACUCCCAAAAGUGUAAUUUCUCUGCUGUUGCGUCCUGAAGUUGCAAAAGAAGACGGACAGCAGUCUGUACUUCGCGGCUGGAGAGUGUUGAACGCUUGUUGUAGUGGGCCAGACGACUGGCUUCAGCAGCAAUCCUCUCAAAAGAUCGUUGACAAAGCUGUUCAUGAUAGACAUCGCUUUGCUGGAGACACCAGUAUCGGGAUGGACCUGCUUCAGUACUUUGUAAAUGUAGAUGGAGUAGCUUUCCUUCCUCUUCUUUCUCUUCUUCUUACCAUCACGGGCAGCCUUAGCUUGGCCGGCUUUCUUUGCACCUUUAGAGCUAACUUUAGGAGGCAUUUUCAAUUCGUUACGAAUCAAACUAUGUUUCCCGUCGGUCGUAUCCAUCGUCUCCUACGUAAAGGAAACUAUUCCCAGAGAGUCGGUGCCGGUGCUCCAGUCUACUUAGCAGCCGUUAUGGAAUAUUUGGCCGCCGAGGUUCUCGAGUUGGCAGGAAAUGCUGCCAGAGACAACAAGAAAUCCAGAAUCAUCCCCCGUCACUUGCAACUGGCCAUCCGUAAUGACGAAGAAUUGAACAAGCUGUUGUCCGGAGUCACCAUUGCUCAGGGUGGUGUCCUUCCCAACAUCCAGGCUGUUCUUCUGCCCAAAAAGACCCAAAAGAGUGCUAGCACUAAAUAA